CACUCCAGUAAUUUGCACCAACUGAUGUCGGCCAACAUCCAAAUCAUUCGAGGCAGCGGUCCCACGUUGCAGAUCGGGACCCCUGCCGUGCCGCCGCAGACCUUCACGUCACAUCUACCACGAGGCGCAGCUGCAGCCGCUGUCAUGUCCAGCUCCAAAACGGUCCUCCGACCGGCCACCGGAGCAGGGGCGGGCCCAGGCCAGCCCACCGUGCAGCACAUCAUCCACCAGACUAUUCAGUCUCGCCCGGCUGUGACGACAUCCACGUCUGUGCUUCCCACCGUGGUGGCACCCAUUUCAGCCACGAGGACCCAGUCUCCCGUCAUCAGUCCCACCGCCACGCACUCUGCAGAAGUGGCUCACGGGCGUCCCGGCCUGACCAUUCACACGCCGCCGGCCAGCAUCAGCAUCCAGAGGCCUCAGACGUCACGUGACACGGCCACGCGCAUCACGCUGCCGUCGCACCCGGCCAUCGGCGCUCAGAAACCUCAGCCGCCGCACACCAUGGCGCAGAAGCCCAUCUUCAGUACCGUCACACCAGUCGCCGCGGCCACCGUGGCGCCCAUCGUUGCCACCAACACGGUGCCCUCGACCACCUCUAUAGGUUCCAUGCCGCACACCCAAAUGAGCAGCAACACUAUUGUCACCAUGACGAUGGCCUCCCACUCAUCGCAUGCCACCGCCGUCACUACCUCCGCCAUCCCCGUCGCCAAAGUGGUGCCUCAACCCAUCGCCCACUCGUCAUCUCGCGUACAGCCCGACUACCCCGGGGAGAGGGCCAACCUCAUCCCCAUCCAGGGCCAUCGCUCCUCGCCCAACCCUGUCACCAUGGAGCCCAGAAGUGACAACAGGUGAACUAAACUGUCAGACUUUUG
Molecule: messenger RNA, 875 nt
Organism: Hippocampus comes (tiger tail seahorse)
Lineage: Eukaryota; Metazoa; Chordata; Actinopteri; Syngnathiformes; Syngnathidae
Product: histone deacetylase complex subunit SAP130-like
Exons: 7
Coding region: 25-855 (276 amino acids)
Biological process (GO): negative regulation of transcription by RNA polymerase II
Cellular component (GO): Sin3-type complex
Source: RefSeq, a predicted model, not a curated record